Messenger RNA from Candida albicans SC5314, 642 nucleotides. It is a transcript of the gene PGA62, whose product is annotated as Pga62p. The transcript has a single exon. Bases 1 to 642 code for a protein of 213 amino acids. The record is from RefSeq and is a predicted model, not a curated record. Lineage: Eukaryota; Fungi; Ascomycota; Pichiomycetes; Serinales; Debaryomycetaceae.
AUGCAAUUCUCAUCCGCUGUCGUCUUAUCCGCUGUUGCUGGUUCCGCUUUGGCUGCUUACUCCAACUCCACUGUUACUGACAUUCAAACCACUGUUGUCACCAUCACUUCAUGUGAAGAAAACAAAUGUCACGAAACUGAAGUUACCACUGGUGUUACCACCGUCACUGAAGUUGACACUACGUACACCACCUACUGCCCAUUGUCAACCACUGAAGCUCCAGCUCCAUCUACUGCUACUGAUGUUUCUACCACCGUUGUCACCAUCACCUCAUGUGAAGAAGACAAAUGUCACGAAACCGCUGUCACCACCGGUGUCACCACUGUCACUGAAGGUACUACCAUCUACACUACCUACUGCCCAUUGCCAUCUACUGAAGCUCCAGGUCCAGCUCCAUCUACUGCUGAAGAAUCUAAACCAGCUGAAUCUUCCCCAGUUCCAACCACCGCUGCUGAAUCUUCCCCAGCUAAAACUACUGCUGCUGAAUCUUCCCCAGCUCAAGAAACCACUCCAAAGACCGUUGCUGCUGAAUCUUCUUCAGCUGAAACUACUGCUCCAGCUGUCUCUACCGCUGAAGCCGGUGCUGCUGCUAACGCUGUCCCAGUUGCUGCUGGUUUGUUGGCUUUGGCUGCUUUGUUUUAA